AUGUCUAGUUCUCGAAAUUACGGCUCUCUUCGUCACGGAAGUGGUCCCCUAGCCGCCUACACUCGCUCUGUUACUGCUUCCAGAACAGGAGGGCUAGCAGACCGAUAUCUUCAGAAUGCUAAUCGUAGUACAGAUUUAUCCAGAUACGGUAACAACUACAAUACUACUCCUACUCGUACCAAUGAGAUAAAAACGCGUUUUGAGAAUGGAACUUCAACUAGUAGCAGAAAAGCGGAUGAUAUAAAUAUCGCCCCACCGGAAGAGAGACCCCGAAUCAGUAUUGGGGGAAGAUACCUUCAACGUGUAAAUUCUAGAGAUGGUACCAAUGAGGCCUCCGUUGUUCCAGCUCGAAGCAGUUGGAGAGAAUCCGUUUAUGGCGUUCAGUACAGUAACAAGGAGGCAACUUCUUCUCCCACUUCGAAGUCAUCAGCAAAUUUGACUGAGACAGAGCGAAGGCGUGCGGAGAGAGAGAAGCAGAUUCAAUUGGAUAAGGUAAAACAACAAAUGCUGGAGGAGGAAAGGGAGGAAAGACGACUUCGACAGGCCCUACGCAAGGCUACUUUGGAGAAGGAUGAAGCCAAAAUUGCCGAAGUGGACGCACAAAUUCGACGACUUCAACUACGUCGGCAGGACUCGAAGAAGAAGGAAAGAGAAGCUGCGGACAGCAACAAUCUUUCACAAAAGCUCUCAUACAAGGCAAAUGAGAAGACAGCCGAGGCUUCUGUGAGUGGACGAACGAAGAAAAGUGAUGUUGUCACGGUACCAGACAUCGUUCAGACAGCGAUGAGUUUCACAGACUUUGAUGAGUACUUACGGAACCAUCUGAUUGGUGGACGGGACAAUGGAGAGUCCUGGUGGAUAUACCAGCCAGACAGUGAGACGGAAGACUCCGUAGCGGAGAUGUCCAUUGUUUAUAAGACAAAAAAGGCGAAAGAAUUGUUUACGUCAAUGCCCGUAGAGUUGCAACAUCUUGUGGUUCGAGCGCACAAACGACCAAUUCGAUUUGCGGCUAUCAUGGAGAUGUGCAAAACGGAUAAGCAUAGGGCAGAAUUCUCGGCUGAGAGCGAGCGCAAUUUCAAGGGGUAUAAUGACGUGAAAACUAUGCUGUCGGACUUUGGAUUUGAUUUGACCAAGGUGAGCCGUUGGUUGUCAAUCUCCUUUGUCCGUAAUGUUAAUUAA
This is a messenger RNA of Hydatigera taeniaeformis, 1179 nucleotides long. NCBI's taxonomy places the organism in Eukaryota, Metazoa, Platyhelminthes, Cestoda, Cyclophyllidea, Taeniidae. The record is from the annotation of a GenBank genome assembly.